AUGGCAAGGAGACGUAGGGCUGACUCGAGCAGCACGCAGCCCACUUCGAACCCUAUGACAACUUCCCGUCGGCGAUCGACUCUACGAGAUCUGCAGAGCUCUUCGAACGAUGGAGAUGUGAUCGUGCCAAAGGUCAUCAAUGCUGCGCCGUCAUUGGAAAAAGCACAAAUGUUUGGUAUAGAAGAUCCACGGCCCGCGUCCUCGAGGAUGCUGGCCAUGGCCGGACGUAUUUUCGUCGAGACGAUUCCACAAUGGCUGGCGGUCGGAGGUAUGCUGGCGUUGAUUUUUGGCGGAUGUUGCUCAAAUGUCUUUGCGCUGGAAGCUAUUGUCAAGGUCGAGCCAGACAGUGGAACACUCUUGACUUUUGUCCAAUUCCUCUUUGUGGCUGUCACCGGUUAUAUUUCUCAAUUCGACAAGAAACGUCCUCCUCUAUUCCUAAAGCCGAACCGAGUACCAAUACGAAGAUGGAUGAUCAAUAUUCUUCUUUUCUUCACGAUCAAUGUUUUAAACAACCAUGCGUUUAGUUACAAUAUCUCAGUGCCUAUACAUAUCAUCUUAAGGUCCGGCGGAAGUAUCACAACUCUUGCGGCAGGAUAUCUGUGGGGGAAGAGAUUCUCAAGGAUACAAGUUCUGGCAGUCACUCUGCUCACCAUUGGAGUUAAGGGUGUUGAAACCGCCCAAGGGCUACCUCCGUUCAGCACAGGACUUGCUAUCCUCUUUGUAGCCCAGGUACUUUCAGCUAUCAUGGGAUUAUAUACCGAAGAAACAUACAAAGAAUACGGUCCACAUUGGAAGGAGAAUUUGUUCUAUUCGCAUCUGCUAGCGCUCCCACUCUUUGCGCCCUUCUUACCGGCAAUGCGUAGGCAGUUUUUCAAACUCGCGGCUUCAGAACCAUUAGGCCUGCCCUGGCAAGAUUCGUACACUAGUCUACCAGCUGAACUUCAAACUGGUCUAAGCAAGAUUCACAUUCCUAGCCAACUUGCCUAUAUGGUCACCAACGUCUUGACGCAGUACGCAUGCAUUCGCGGUGUCAACCUAUUAGCUUCAGCAGCCUCAGCACUUACUGUAACCAUUGUUUUGAAUGUACGAAAGCUUGUAAGCUUACUCCUCAGUAUAUGGCUAUUCGGAAAUAGAUUAUCCCCCGGAACUCUUCUUGGAGCAAUCAUUGUAUUUGGGGCUGGAGGCAUGUACGGACUUGAAGGAGGUUCAAAGAGCUCUGGUAGGAAUAGACAUAGGGCCAGCGUAAGCACGAAUGGAAAAGUAGGAUAG
This is a messenger RNA of Glarea lozoyensis ATCC 20868, 1269 nucleotides long. Its product is annotated as Multidrug resistance efflux transporter EmrE. Gene Ontology annotation, cellular component: Golgi membrane; endoplasmic reticulum membrane. The record is from RefSeq and is a predicted model, not a curated record. Gene Ontology annotation, molecular function: UDP-N-acetylglucosamine transmembrane transporter activity. Gene Ontology annotation, biological process: transmembrane transport. Lineage: Eukaryota; Fungi; Ascomycota; Leotiomycetes; Helotiales; Helotiaceae. The transcript has 5 exons. Bases 1 to 1269 code for a protein of 422 amino acids.